AAUUCUGAGGUGAUUUUAGCGUCCUCCUCUCAUGGAUGGCGAUCAGUUGAAAAACUAUUCACUGAAUUAGUAUUGAUGAGCAGCAGCUGCAGUGUGUGUGUAAGGUCUCACCACGUAGGGGUUGCUGCGAGUGAAGACCCAAAGGGAGAUGGAUCAGAUGAAUGGACUCCAAGUUCCAUCGAUCUCCCUUUCGCAAUUUUACAAUCUGAAUGACUAAACUAAAAAGAUAGAAGGAACCGAAGCCCCUUCGAUUUUCUAGUUUAAUUGUGCCAAGUAAUUAUUUGGUUUAAACGACGGCGGGAGGAUGACUAGUGGCCACACUGGUUCGUCGUUUCUAGUGUCGACGUCGAUGCACUCAAUUAUGCCAAAUCUAGUCACACUGCGUGCACAAACUUCGACUUUUAUGUUUUCUUACGUAUGACAUAAUCACAAACGAAAGUUCUUUUACUAGUGUGUCAAUGUUAUGUAAAUGUAAAACAAAAUGUUAGCAUCCUCGACAGAGCACUUAGUCAAUUUGAAAAAACCCAUGACAGAUGCUGUAAAAUCACCGUUAAUUUUCGAAAUAUUUUAUGAAUGUCAAACGACAAAAGCUAGAGCAGGAAGAAUGACUCUCGUUCAUUACCCCGUGGAUACGCCGGUAUUUAUGCCAGUAGGAACACAAGGUACUUUAAAAGGCUUACUUCCUCAACAAUUAGAACAAUUGAACUGCCAAAUUAUUCUUGCAAAUACUUAUCACCUUGGAACAAGACCAGGCCUUAAUGUUAUACAAAAGGCUGGUGGAUUACAUAAUUUCAUGAAUUGGAGAAGGGCUUUAUUAACUGAUUCUGGUGGUUUCCAAAUGGUGUCUUUAUUAGAACUUGCUAAAAUUACAGAAGAAGGUGUCAAAUUUAAAUCACCAUACAAUGAAUCUGAUUGCAUGCUGUCGCCUGAGCACUCUAUACAAAUACAAAAUGCAAUAGGUGCAGAUAUAAUUAUGCAACUUGAUGAUGUAGUUUCUAGUACGCUAACAGGACCAAGGGUAGAAGAAGCAAUGCAUAGGACAACGAGAUGGUUAGAUAGAUGUUUAUCGGCACAUGAAAGAUCAAGUGAGCAGAGUGUAUUUCCAAUUGUACAAGGAGGUCUUGAUCCUAAGCUUAGAACAGAAUGUGCUAAUAAAUUGAUUAAACGCAAAGUCAAUGGUUAUGCUGUAGGUGGAUUAAGUGGUGGAGAAAGUAAACAUGAUUUUUGGAAAAUGGUACAUAUUUCCACAGAUGUACUUCCAAAAGAUAAACCACGUUAUUUAAUGGGUGUUGGAUUUGCCAUUGAUAUAAUUAUUUGUUCUGCAUUGGGAAUAGAUAUGUUUGAUUGCGUAUUUCCCACAAGAACAGCGAGAUUUGGCUGCGCAUUAGUACGUACAGGUCAACUUAACUUAAAGCAGAUUCAAUAUCAUAAUGACAUGAGACCAAUAGAUGAAUCAUGUGAAUGUAAUACAUGUAAAAUAUAUACACGUGCUUAUCUUCAUCAUAUUGUAACGAUAGAGACAGUUGCAUGUCAUUUACUAUCCGUUCAUAAUAUUGCAUUUCAAAUGAAAUUAAUGCAAGAUAUUAGACGAAGUAUUAUGGAACAAAAUUUUCCGAAAUUUAUACAACAAUAUAUGUUAAAUUUAUAUCCAGAUAAAAAUUAUCCUUCAUGGAUAAUUAAUGUCUUAGAAACUGUUAAUGUUAAAUUAUUAUAAAA
This is a messenger RNA of Colletes gigas, 1716 nucleotides long. It is a transcript of the gene Tgt, whose product is annotated as queuine tRNA-ribosyltransferase catalytic subunit. Gene Ontology annotation, cellular component: cytosol. The record is from RefSeq and is a predicted model, not a curated record. Gene Ontology annotation, molecular function: tRNA-guanosine(34) queuine transglycosylase activity. NCBI's taxonomy places the organism in Eukaryota, Metazoa, Arthropoda, Insecta, Hymenoptera, Colletidae. Bases 482 to 1714 code for a protein of 410 amino acids. The transcript is spliced from 9 exons.